AUGGAGCAGGAGAUUGCGAUGGAGUUUGCAGGCCUUCCAAUGACAAAGCACAGCUUUACUGGCGUUGCACUCUUCGCGCCGAUUCCUGGUAGUUCUGCAUCAAAUAGUUCCACAGCUCACUAUGCAGCCUAUCAGCAACACCUCAAGUGUCCAGCUGGGGUAGUAGGACACGCCAAGGGCCUCUCCUACAUGCAGUGGUUGCGGCAAUUCCGACUGGUCGACACGAAGGGGCCAAUGUAUCUUGUCACUCGUCGCAACGUGGCCGGGCCUGGCGCCAGCAAGUCCUGCGGCAUUGCAAUGGCCUUUCCUUUUGAACUCCUGGACAUCUACGUCGGAGCUUGGGCAGCGACAUUCCUGGUGAACAUGGACGAAGCUCGGCUCCAACCCAGCAACCAAAGCAAGAAGCCAGCAUACCCCGAGGGCUUCGAGAACGAGCAGAUCCGGCGGCAAUCCUUCGAGGCUCCAGAGGGUUGCAGACAUCUCAAGGCAGUGUUGUGUCUGGACGAGUUUCAGUUGCCUUCCUCGGACCCCAGAAUCUUCAGUCCAGAUGUCGGCAAGCUGCUUGCUGCAGCGGAAACGGAACUCAUCUUUCGUGGCAUCGGUACGGGAAAAACAGAAGUGGUCAUUGCAGCGGCAGCCAAAGCCCUGGAAGAUGGAUGUCGCGUGUUGAUCGCUGGGCCUAUAGGAUUGCUGGUCUCCAUGUACCGAAUGCGGCUGCCCAGCACGCCCGACCUGACCAUGGAGACCAUACACUCCGCCUUCAGAAUCGUCAGGGACGCGGAUGCGGCCUACAUCCCGCCGGGAAGAUUGCGAGCAUAUGACCUCAUCAUCUUCGACGAGGUGAGCCAGAUAGACGCCGCCACAUGGUUGAAGCUCAAGACCGCACUGAGCGAGCUGUGCCCCUGUCCCUUCAUCGUGUUCGUGGGCGACUUCCAGCAACUCCAGCCUGUCAGCGGGCCACCAAUUUUGCUGCAAGACCUGACGCGGGAAGUCCAGCUCGGAACGGUGGCGCUUGUGGAGCUACAGCACCACGAAGCAGCUCGAUCAGUGGACGCCAGCAUGCUCGACUUCUUGGAAACGGCACGUGUGCGACAGCCAUCGCGAUCUAUGCUGGAGGCGUUUUUCCAGGAUCGCAUAUGGAAAGCCCGACCAUGCGAGGCCGCGGCAGCCGCUCGUCGUCUCGAGCUGGCACAAGGCGAAACCUUUACCUUCCUGACCGUGACCAACAAGGGAGCUGCCGACCUCAACCUUGCCAGGCUGGCGUUGGAAUUUCCGACCGAAGCGAGCAUCAUCGCAGCCGGAGGCGGCAUACCUGCCGACACGGGAACGGUAGCGCUAUCCGUUGGCAUGAGAUUGAGGCUAACCCAUAACAUCGACAAAGACCGUGGCUUCGUGAACGGAAACACCGGAACAAUCCGCACCAUGCUUCGGCGCGAUGUAUGUGUUCUACAAACCGAGCAAGGUCUUUCGGUCCUGGUGCAUCCCAUCACCUUCGGGGGCCGCAAGUUUAUGCCCGUAGCCUAUGGGUAUGCCACCACCAUGCGCCGAGCACAGGGCUCCACCUUGAACAAGAUCGGCCUUCUCUUUGAUCGUCGACUCUCGGACAGAGGCUACGCCUACGUUGGCGUCUCCCGCGCCAAAAAGCGCUGUGACGUGUUCUUACUCGGAUCCAUCAGACGCACUGACUGGCGACCAGUUGGCGGAGACUCGGACCCCAACGAGCAGAAUGAGCUGUCUGCUCUCAGCGAGACCUCGGAGACGGACCGAGACUCCUCGUCGUCGACCUCCGACCAGGAGCCGCGCUCGUCCGACUUCGAGUCCAACGAAGAGCCGAACUCGUCCGACUUUGAGUACGCGUCUUCAGACACGUCAGCUGCAUCGGCUACCCAGGACUGA
This is a messenger RNA of Symbiodinium pilosum, 1896 nucleotides long. The record is from the annotation of a GenBank genome assembly. Lineage: Eukaryota; Dinophyceae; Suessiales; Symbiodiniaceae.